AGCUGGUCACCAUUGUGAAAGGAAACUAUUUUACGAUUUUUCAUAGCUGGCUGGUUAUCCAAGAAAAAAAUUUAUUAUAAAAUGACUUGGUUACACACAUGAAUGAAGCUAUUCUAAGAAUUUUUUUCUCAUAAUUCCCAUCUUCACACUGUGUAGCAUAGAAUAUCUACAAUACAUGUAGAGGUGAUUUUGUUAUCGGAAAUCAAUUGAAGAAGAGGAUGAUCGACGCUACGGUGACAUUUAUACGUGAAAACCUAAAGGAAUUGAUUGAUUCAACCAGUAAGCAGAUUUCUGAAGUGAACGAUAAAGUGAAAUCUCUGAGUGAUGAUCUGGAUUUCUUCAAAGACUUCCUCCAGGAUGCCACAAAAAAACCGAUCGAGGAUCCAGCCAUGGAAGCAUUGGUGAAACAAAUAAGAAACGCAGUAUACGAAGCAGAAGAUAUUGUGGAUGAAUAUGUUAUUGAGGCAGCUCAAUACAAAUCCAGUAGUAUGUUUAAAAAAACAAAGCAUCCACUGGAUCAUCCCACGAAGCUUUUAAAUCUGGCGCAAAAGAUUAAGCCCAUGAAGGCGAUAGUGAAUGAAAUAAUCAAGAAGAAGAAGUCUGACGAUGUGGCCAGGCUCGAUGGGGGAGGAUCUAAACCUGGCAAAAUAACUAAGGCUCCCAUCGUACAGGAAGAACUUGUGGUAGGUAUUGAAGACGAGGCAGCAACAGUCAUCAAUCUUCUUACUAGAGAAUCUGAAGAACUGGCAAUUGUAUCGAUAGUUGGUGUGCCAGGUCUUGGUAAGACAACACUAGCUAAAAUGGUAUUUCGUGAUCCUAAAAUAGAAUUCGAAUUUUACAAUCGUAUAUGGGUUUAUGUUUCUCAAGAUUAUAAUAGAAAGGAAGUUUUCCUUACUAUUCUGGAUCAAAUCACCAAGGUCACUGAUGAGAUACGUAACAUGACAGAAGAAAAUUUAGCUCAAAAACUCCUUGGAUCUUUGGAGGAAGAGAAGUAUUUAAUUGUCAUGGAUGAUGUUCGGACUCAAAAUGACUGGAAUCAUCUCCGAGUUGCUUUUCCUAAGAACAAGAAGAAAAGUAGAAUAUUAUUGACUAGUUGUGACAAGAAUAUGGGUAAGGAUGCCGACUGUAAAGUAGAACGCCAUGAUUUGCGAUUUCUAAACAUUGAUGAGAGUUGGGUGUUACUUCAAAGAAAAGCACUUGGCUUGGAGGAAUGCCCAGAGGAUUUGGUCGAACGUGGAAAGAAUAUAGCUGCUGAAUGUGGUGGACUACCACUGAAGAUAGUGAUGAUUGGAGAAAUUCUACUAGAAAAAGGUACGGAAAGAUCUCAUUGGGAAGAUGUUUCCAAAAAUGUGAAGGAAUAUAUUUUUGAAAUGGAUCUAGGGAAGAAAAUGGACAAUUUUAUAGCAUGGAGUUUUAAUCACCUACCUUAUCACUUGAGAGCGUGUUUUAUAUAUUUUGGGAUGCUUCCAGAAGACUAUCGUAUCUCGGUAAGGAAACUAAUUCGCUUGUGGGUUGCCGAAGGAUUCAUACAACAAAAAGGGGAGUUAAACUUGGAGGGUAUUGCAGAGGACUAUCUAGUAGAUCUUGUCAACAGGAAUUUAGUCAUGGUUGAAAAAUGGAGGUCAAAUGGCAAGAUUAAAACUUGCUAUGUUCGUGACAUGAUCCAUGUGUUUUGCAAGAAUAAAGCAGUUGAGGAAAAUUUUUACCACGAAAUCAAACGGUCUGAUCAAAUUACUGAUUCAUCUUCCAAAGAUGACUCCAAAAUUUACCGUGGCCUUUCUAUUCCACCCCAUUUUCUGAGCACUAUAUCUCCAGAAAAGUUUGGUUCACAUGUUCGGUCUUUGUUGUGUUUCCCCAAUGGCGAAAUUCCCUCGACACUUGCAAACAUUUCUUCCAUCCCCAAAACAUUUAAAUUGCUCAGGGUAUUAGAGGGUGAGCCCAUAAGUUUCAGCCGUUUUCCUACUGACCUAGCUCUACUGGUUAAUUUGAGGUACCUUGUUCUCUCCGUCCAAUUCAAGAUCCUUCCUAAAUACAUUACCAACCUUUGGAAUAUGCAAACUCUUAUUGUCAAUACAUCAUCAAAUGCCCUUGAAAUCAAAGGAGAUAUAUUCAAAAUGGUUCGGCUGAGACAUCUAGAAACAAAUGCACCCACUUCUUUUUCGGACCCCAUAUCUAAAAAAAGAAACAAUGAAGAAGGUUCUUUGAUAAGCUUAAGAACACUUUCAACUAUAUCACCUGAAACUUGUUCAGAAGUUGCAUUUGACAGGGCUCCUAACCUAAGUAAGUUGGGUAUUCGUGGUCAAUUGUCUAAACUCUUCGAGGUCAAGGGUGGGUCUAGUUUGUUUGACAAUGUGAAAAAGUUGAAUUUCCUUGAAAAUUUGAAGCUAUUCAAUGAUGUGGUUGAUAUGCAAGAUUCCAAAGGGAAAACAGUUAGCCCUCCAGACAAAUUUCCACCAAACCUAAAGAAGCUAACACUGUAUGGCACACAGCUUGAUUGGAAUUACAUGUCUACACUGGGAAUGUUGGAAAACCUUGAGAUCCUCAAGUUGAAAGAAAAUGCAUUCAAGGGAAACUCGUGGGAGCCAAAGGAUGGAGGUUUUCCUGCUCUUAAAAUCUUGCAUAUUGGAAAGACAGAUUUAACUAAUUGGGUUGCUUCUAGUAGUCACUUCCCAAGUCUCAAGAGUCUUCAUCUUCAACACUGCACUUACCUCAAUGCAGUCCCAUUGGGCCUUGCGGAUAUUGCAACCCUCCAGACAAUAGAGUUGUACAUGACCAACGAAGCAGCAGCUACUUCUGCCAAGAAAAUUCAAGACCAAAAGAAUGAAUAUCGGCAAGCAAAUGAAGGCAAGGGAAUUAAAGUUUCCAUUUAUCCUCCUGAUCAUGAUAAAUGAUGAUCUCUAUUUGUUCAAUCUCUGAAAUGCCACAUUCCCAGAUGAUUCAUCGUACAACAACGCCAAGGAUAUGAUGAAUAGAUGAUGAAGAUCAGAUGCAUGAAGUGAUGGCUUCUCUUCAGUCUUGUUUCACUUGCUUGAAUAAAAGACACUAUCGAAUUUCAUCUUAUGUUCAACUUCAGAAAAAUUGCAUUUGCUUUUAUUCAAUGUAUUGAAUGCUGCUUCUUUUGUGUGUGUGUGUGUGUGGUGCCGAAUAAGAACGUUGGGUUUGAGUUGUCGUGAACUUUUGUAUCGUACUUCUGUGGUCUAAUGAGAACAAAGGAUUUGAAAUUGAUGUCAGUUUGUUUGUAGAA
Molecule: messenger RNA, 3244 nt
Organism: Olea europaea var. sylvestris
Lineage: Eukaryota; Viridiplantae; Streptophyta; Magnoliopsida; Lamiales; Oleaceae
Product: putative late blight resistance protein homolog R1A-10
Exons: 3
Coding region: 219-2891 (890 amino acids)
Biological process (GO): defense response to other organism
Molecular function (GO): ADP binding
Source: RefSeq, a predicted model, not a curated record